This is a messenger RNA of Phyllostomus hastatus (greater spear-nosed bat), 1911 nucleotides long. RefSeq names its product leucine rich single-pass membrane protein 2 (gene LSMEM2). The transcript has 4 exons. NCBI's taxonomy places the organism in Eukaryota, Metazoa, Chordata, Mammalia, Chiroptera, Phyllostomidae. The coding region runs from base 1076 to 1525 and encodes 149 amino acids. The record is from RefSeq and is a predicted model, not a curated record.
GGAGUAUCCAGGGGCAGAACACCCCAGGAGGGAGAGUCCGUGCGGAGGUCCUGAGCAGCCGCGUCCUGGGUUUGGGAAAUGUGGAGGAGUGAUGGGUUUAGGAGGUGCUGGGAGGCCGAGCCCCCACUGUCUUGCUCUGUCCCACCUGGGAAGAAGGGACGCAGGGCCCUAACAGCAGAGGCUGGGCCCUGAGCCGGACCGCAUCCUCCCCCCAAGGGGGAGUGGGGCCCUGCACCCUCACACAGCCCCGUGUGACCCGUGCACGCCUGUGAAAAGGAGGGAGGACCGGAACUCCGUUGUGCCGAGUGCUUCAGACACGUGGCUGUAUUUCCAGUUUCCCGAGUGCCGUGGCCGGGAGGAACCACAGUUACUCCGACUCACAGAUGAGAAAACUGAGGUCGGGGAGGGCCAUCCUUUACACCUGGUUGUAGGGUUAGUAACAGAAGUACCCGCCUUCAGCCAAGGUCCACCCACGGACCAGCACCGGCGCCUGCAUGCCCAGGAGUAUCUGCCCCCUUUUAGGGCCCCCUGAGCCCCCAGGGCACUGGCCUCCAGGGGUCCGUCACCCUCGAUUCCUGGUGCCAGUGGGUCACACGGUGGCGGGUGCUCACUCCACAUUUGCAUGGCAAGGCAACCCGGCUGCAGGCAGGGGUCUUGGGGCGAGGAGAAGCAGAGACGCACAGGGCCCUGCACGUCUGGGCUGCCCCUUGGGGCACCGCUGCAGGUGUGCCGGACGCAGCUUGUCUGAAGAUACGGAGGCCCGUGUGUACGUGGGAGGCGGCGGAGCUCCCCAGGAAAGCCCUGGCAGGCGCCCCAGUGGAGGCAUGCCCUCGCCUGGCUUCCAUCGCCAGGUCCAGAGUCCAGCCUGGCCCAUGUGGGUCACUCCGCCCCUUCCCAUGGCUGAGAGCUGUCCCCUCUAAAUAUAGCCCAGCGGGCUGAGCACAGGCCUAUUUUGGGCCCAGGCUGGGAGGCGGCCAGGCCUUCCCCAGUUUCUCGGAGGGGCCGCCCGUCACUGCCUCCAUCCUGUCCUGCGGCUGGGCACCGACGUUGGGCCCGCGGACUGCCCACCCGCAUCAUGCCUGAGGAGACCCAAGAAGACACCACGGCGCCGUUGAGCCAGAGGAACAGGGCACCACUAGCCCCCAACCACGUGCAGGAGGUGCGCCUGCACCACGUGGAUUCCAUCAGCGACCUACACAUAGGAGGCUCGCUGCGCUCCUACCUGGCCGAGGAGGCACAGCCGUGGGACGAGCUGCUGGGCAUCCUACCCCCGUCACUGUGCGCCCAGCCUGGCUGCAGCCCCCUGCACAGCCGUGGGGGCUUCCUGCUGCUGCUCGCGCUGCUGGUGUUCACCUGCCUGGCGCUGGCCGUCGUGGCUGUCUACUUGAGUGUGCUGCAGAGCGAGUCCCUACGCGCGCUGGCGCACACACUGCACACGCAGGAGGAGACGCUGCUCAGACUCCGGCUGGCCAGCCUCAGCCAGCUGCGGAGGCUCAACUCCAGCGAGGCCCGAGCACCCAGCUGAGUUGCCGCUUGGACCCGGAGUCUGGGGGGGGGGGCGGCGUGGGGGAGGAAUAAAGUGGCAGCUGACAGGUUCCCCCCCUCCCCUUGCCGCUCCACACUACUUCCUUGGUGAGGUUGUGUGUGACAACCUGACCUGACUCCACAGCUGCCUGCUUCUCCUGGCGUCCUCGGGCCAGGCCUGGCCAAGCCUCCUGGUGCCAAGGCUCUGCUUUGGGUGGCCCAAGGUCAGGAGGAAGCGACACCAGCCUCCCAGGCCCUCCUGUGGCCUGCCUGCCCUCUUUGGCAUCCCCCAGAUAGCGGCUCAGAAGUCUAGAAAUAUCUGCCCCUCCCGUCACCCAAGCUUUGCCAGGCCUCCUGGCGGGGGGGUGCAGCCUCAGCUCUCGAAGA